UUCAGCUAUCAUACCUUUGGGGUGUGGGAUACCACCCCAAUUUUGUAGCCUACGAUGACUUAACUGGGUCCACUUUGGUAAUGGAGCAUUCUUAACAUGCUUCACAAUUUCUAGUUCUUCCUCUUUAUUUAUAAAGUUCGGUAUAUAAAUUGCUAAAUUUGGUACCUAUAACAAAUAAAACAUUUCAGAAUUCAAAAUACAUAACCUCCACUAAAAAAUGAACAGUAUAAAUGCGAACCUCUGGCACCACAUUUUUAUUAUAGAUAUUUUUAUUAUUCAUUUUGUAAUAGACGAAGUUAUCUAAUUGUACGAACAAUUAACAAAUUCUUGGUUAAUGAUGAUAAGUAAGGUUGCCUGUUUUAUGGAACGAUCAAAUUAAAUUCGUCACUGUUAUUUGGAUUCUGUAAACAAACAAAAGUGUUCAGAAAACGGUACAAAAAUAUAUGUAUUUACAAUUGCUUAAUAUAUAGUGAUGAUUAGAUCUAAACUACUUUGAUCAGAAGAGAGAUGAAAGCACACAUAGCUGAAUGUUUUCCACGUCGGUGUAGAAAAUAUUCUUUUGCUACAUGUGACAACGAAUACGCUAUGAAUCGUUGAGCUACAUUACAUACGCAUGAAUAUAAAUUAACGAAAGUAAUUCAACAUUAUUUAUACAAGAAAAGGGGCAAAAUGGAUAAGAAUCGAAUAAUUGAUCAAAUGGACAACAAAAAUUUAAAACUUAUUCAUCAGUUUCUUAUAGAUCAUAAGUUUGAGAAUACUGCCGAAACAUUAUUAAUUGAGGUUGAAUCGCGGAGUUCCAAAAGUUCCUCAAAAGAUCAAAGGAUUUUGUUGAGCUUCGAUUCAGGAGACUGGAGAACCUUUUUUAAUAUCUGGAAUUUGUUGGUACCUGAAAAUGUUAAACAAACCAGAUCAUAUAAAGUCUUAACAUUGAAUCUGUAUGUUUAUUUCAUAAUGUUACCAAAACAUAAAAUGAUUUUAUAUUCAUUUGAAGAGCAAGAUAAGAUACAAACAGAAACAAUCAAAUCUACAACAUCUUUGAAUCACAAUGGUCUUGAGAAUCAAGAGGUAACAUUAAUUUGUAACACAAUACAAUUUUAG
Megalopta genalis is the source of this 1098-nucleotide messenger RNA. NCBI's taxonomy places the organism in Eukaryota, Metazoa, Arthropoda, Insecta, Hymenoptera, Halictidae. The record is from RefSeq and is a predicted model, not a curated record.